CGGAACGUACGGAAGCGACUUAUGCGGACUGCUGUGGUUUGUCCGAGGCAGAGCCAGCGAGGCGGUCCCCCUUUAACACCACCGAGACGACGGCGGUUGCUAGUUAGCGCAAACACCCUGUCUUUAACACAGGAAAGGCAGCGUGUGACAUGUAAUUUGGAUGGCUAAGAUUCCUGUAGUGACUGGCUAAGUUGUUGCAGACGACACAUCUGGGAGAAACCUUCAAGCUGCCUCUCCCGGUGUCUCGCUCUCCCCCCUAAUCUAGUCGAGAUGUCAGCUUUCUCUGAGGCGGCUUUAGAGAAGAAACUAUCCGAGCUUAGCAACUCCCAGCAAAGUGUGCAGACGUUGUCGUUGUGGCUCAUUCAUCACAGAAAACACUCGAAGACCAUUGUCAAUGUUUGGUUCAACGAACUGAAGAAAGCUCAGGUAUCACGCAAGCUGACCUUCCUUUACUUGGCCAAUGAUGUCAUUCAGAACAGCAAGAAAAAAGGACCAGAGUUCACCCAGGACUUUGCACCGGUCAUCGUUGAUGCAUUCAAACAUGUGUACAGAGAGGGCGAGGAGGGCUGUAAGAAACAGUUGGGUCGGGUUUUGUCCAUCUGGCAGGAGAGAGCUGUGUACGAGAACAACCUGCUGGAUCAACUCUCACAAGUCCUAUAUGGAGAAAAGAAGGCUAAGAAGAGGACAUAUGAGGAAAUCCAACCAGAUGAUGAGGACUUUGCCUCCCAGAGCUCCCCAGCUGAGCCCCCACAGACAGCAGAGUUAAUCCGAGCUCUGCAGGAGCUGGAAAAUGCAGCCUCUGGCGACUCAGUGCUGCGUCAGCGAAUCUCCUCCCUUCCUGCUGAGGUGCAGGACACGUCACUGCUUCACAGGAUCACAGAUAAAGAAUCAGGGGAGCGGCUCUCCCGGCUGGUGGAGGAGGCCUGCAUGCUGCUAGCAGAUUACAGUGGUCGCUUGGCAGCAGAAAUAGACGAUAGGAGGCAGCUCACGCGCACACUAACGGUCUUCCUGCAAAGCCAGAAGGACGGCCUGGCCCAGAACGAGCAGAAACUUGAAGAGUACAAACGUAAACUGGCAAGGGUGACCCAGGUCCGGAAGGAGCUGCGUUCGCGUCUGAACAAUCUCCCAGGAGGACUCUACAACUCGUCAGAGUGACUCAAGUUUCACCCUGAAACAUCUCAGCCUGUCUCUUAGAUAUUUGACAUUGCCAUAGCCCUCUGUUUUUGAUUUUGGAAAGUGUCUGUGUGUCCCUGUAUGGUGACCUGUGGUUCUCGCUCUGUUUUAAACAGAUCAUUUAUCCACAUGGCUGUUUUUCUGUUUGUAAGUUUGUAUCUUUUUGUGCUGUACGUUAUCAGUACACUGUACAUGAAGAUUUAUAAUCAGACACAGGCCUCUCAUGCUUUGGCCCCUGCCCAUCUAACCCUGACAGCUUUAAAGUGCUAUGGACGAUGCUGGUGUGAUAUUUUUGUAUUUAUGGUGAUUUGAGAUAAUGUACCAGAGUAUAUCCCUUUAGUGUGAUCAUAAUUUUCAGUAUUUUGGAUUGCUGUCUUAACUUUCAUUUACUCCUUGUUUCUAGCUCUUGGUUAUAGAUUAUUGCAGCAGUUUUCAAACUGAGAUUAUUAUUUUUAUGUGGUGUGGUACAGCCUCUGAAGAGAACUGUGUACUUGUGAAAUCAUUAGGAAACCAUAUUCUGAAGCUGAGUAGUAAGCCAUCUUCCUAAUAGCAAGCAUAUGUAAUUAUAAUUUACAAAAAGCCUCUUUGUGAGAGGGGUGUGUAAAUCAUUGGUAAGUGUACACUUUCAAAAUUGCAUGUAAAUAUGGAGUUAUACCUUUAAGUGCUCAUGAUUUGUAUCCAUGUGAAUAUGGCUUGGACACUCAUUCAGACAAAUUACUGAUUUACCUCUGUACAACCUUAUCUUUGUAGUUUCCCCACACCUACACAGUAAUGAAGGAGUCUGUUGUCUUGUUUACUGUAACAUCCAGCUUCAUAGUUUUAACCUUAAGUCUACUGAAUGCUGUGCUGAUGCUUCACACAGCUUGAGAAGUGCCCCAGUUUCCAAAGCCAGACUCUAAAGCAGCUGUUUGUUUUUGUAAAUAUGAAGCAAAAAUAUUCUAAGAACCAAAUAAACAGAAAAUGUAUGAA
Messenger RNA from Lates calcarifer (barramundi perch), 2142 nucleotides. Its product is annotated as regulation of nuclear pre-mRNA domain-containing protein 1A. The transcript has 7 exons. The record is from RefSeq and is a predicted model, not a curated record. Gene Ontology annotation, molecular function: RNA polymerase II C-terminal domain binding. Gene Ontology annotation, cellular component: RNA polymerase II, holoenzyme. Lineage: Eukaryota; Metazoa; Chordata; Actinopteri; Centropomidae. The coding region runs from base 271 to 1155 and encodes 294 amino acids. Gene Ontology annotation, biological process: mRNA 3'-end processing.